Molecule: messenger RNA, 1741 nt
Organism: Mesitornis unicolor (brown roatelo)
Lineage: Eukaryota; Metazoa; Chordata; Aves; Mesitornithiformes; Mesitornithidae
Product: WD repeat- and FYVE domain-containing protein 4-like
Exons: 13
Molecular function (GO): protein binding
Source: RefSeq, a predicted model, not a curated record
AUGCUCCAGAAGUGGCAGAAGAGGGAGAUCAGCAACUUUGACUACCUCAUGUACCUGAACACAUUGGCUGGCCGCAGCUACAAUGAUUACAUGCAGUAUCCUGUGUUUCCAUGGGUCCUUGCCGACUAUCACUCCGAGACACUAAACCUUACUAAUCCUCGUACAUUUCGGGACCUGUCAAAGCCUAUGGGAGCACAGACUGUGGAGAGGAAACACAAGUUCAUCCAGCGCUACAGUGAAGUGGAAAAGAGUGAAGGAGACCUCUCAGCCCAGUGUCAUUACUGCACUCACUAUUCAUCAGCAAUUAUAGUGGCAUCUUACCUGGUCCGAAUGGAGCCAUUUACCCAGACCUUCUGUGCGCUGCAGGGUGGGAGUUUUGAUGUUGCUGACAGAAUGUUUCACAGUGUCAAGAGCACGUGGGAAUCAGCAUCAAGGGACAACAUGAGUGAUGUCAGGGAACUAAUCCCUGAAUUCUUCUACUUGCCGGAGUUCCUAACCAAUGCAAAUCACUUUGAACUUGGCUGCAUGCAAGAUGGAACAGUGCUGGGAGAUGUGCAGCUUCCACCUUGGGCAGAUGGGGACCCUCAUAAAUUCAUUCUCCUGCACAGACAGGCACUGGAAAGUGACUAUGUCAGUGCACACCUUCAUCGCUGGAUAGAUCUGAUUUUUGGUCACAAACAACAUGGCUCAGCUGCAGUGGAGGCAGUUAACACCUAUCACCCUUACUUCUACGGAGAUAAGAUGAACCUCAACAACAUUAAAGAUCCUCUGAUUAAGAGCACCAUCCUGGGUUUUGUCAGCAACUUUGGGCAGAUACCAAAGCAGCUCUUCACUAAACCACAUCCGUCCAGAAAUGCCCAAGGGAAAAGUUCAUCGGGAAGAGAGACUGUGCUGUCCCUUCUCUCAGGUGGAAUUCUUCCUCCUCUUAUGAGCAGCCUGCAAAAUCUGAAGCUCUCACCAGUUACAAUAAAAGACUAUCCAAAGGGAGCUAUUGGGCACAUUGUUCAUACUGAGAAAGGCAUUCUGGCUGUCGAAAAAAAUAAAGUUUUGAUUCCUCCUCUUUGGAGCAAAACAUUCUGCUGGGGAUUUGAGGACUUCACCUGCUGCUUUGGCAACUAUGGAUCUGAGAAGAACAUGACUAUAUUUGAGUGCAUGGUAGACUGGGGAAAGUGCCUCUGCGCUGUGUGCCCUUCAGCGACUACCAUAAUCACGUCUGGAACGAGUUCAGUUGUGUGUGUCUGGGAACUUUGCUUCGUCAAGGACAAAGUAAAAUGUCUAAACUUGAGACAGCCUUUGUAUGGGCACACUCAGGCAGUGACCUGCCUUGCUGCAUCUGUGACCUACAGCAUCUUUGUGAGUGGAUCCGAUGACAGAACCUGCAUCAUUUGGGACCUGAACCAGCUGACGUAUAUAAACCAGCUUCCUGCCCAUGGGGCAAGUCUCUGUUCUGUUGCCAUCAACGAUUCAACAGGUGAUAUUAUCUCUUGUGCUGGAUCUUACCUAUAUCUGUGGACAGUCAAUGGCCAGCUUCUUGCAAGCAUUAACACCACCUGCAGCCCUGAAAACCAUAUUGUUUGCUGCUGCGUUGCUGAAGUGAUGGACUGGGACACACGCAGCAUCAUCAUCACAGGAAGCACAGAUGGAAUUGUGAGGCUGUGGAAGACUGAAUACACCAAUACCCCAGAUCAAGCUGCUGGACUGAGACGGCAGAGAGGCACAGUGGAAGAGCCAGAAAACACAG